AUGGAUCAGAUCGAGGCCAAGUCAGCGGAAGGCCUGCCGGCUGAAUUCCUGUUCACCGUAGCUGCUUACGAAGGGCUGAUCGCACGCACCAUCCGCUUGCGGACCUGCGCGCAAGAGUUCUGCCAAGUCGUUCAAAAAGAGGUCGGCGGUUCCGCGACCUUGACGAUCGGCACAUUCAACCGGGUUAACCACCUGCAACACCCCGUCGCCGUCCUCUCACCAAAACUGUCCGGCGGCGGGCUCAAUUUGAGGUCGAGCCAGUCCCCGUUAAAUCGCUGGAGCAUGCAGCAUGACCUGGAUCCUUACCUGCACAGCGGCCAGCAGUUCGACCUGCUGCGGCCAACCGCCGGAAUGAUUAAACCACUGGAUAUCGCUCACGCAUUGUCGAACCUGUGCCGUUUCAACGGCCACACCCGCACGCACUACAGCGUGGCGCAGCACAGC
Messenger RNA from Mesorhabditis spiculigera, 444 nucleotides. NCBI's taxonomy places the organism in Eukaryota, Metazoa, Nematoda, Chromadorea, Rhabditida, Rhabditidae. The record is from the annotation of a GenBank genome assembly.